GUGGGAGAGCGAGGGUGUGCUGCGCAGGCUAGUGGAACCAAGCCGUUGAUCGUAUUCUCGUCCUUAAAAGAGAGAGAAAAAAAUCCCCAUCCAUAAUUACAACAGGGAAAAUCAAUCAGUGUCCUAAUUGUGAAAGUGUUGCGUGCGGUGUCCUUCCCAGUGGAUUUUAGCCGGCGUCGCGACAGGGGGAGCGAGAGCCAAACGCGCCAUCUUGAAGGAGUCCUCGAGGAAAAGGGAGAAGACGAGUGUGACGUCGCCGUGAUUCCGCCGGCCCAGCCCCCCGCCCGCGCCGCCCGCCCGCGCCCUCCGCCGCCGCCCCCCGCCGCCCCCGCGAUGGCCGCGAGGCGAGGCGGCCGGGCGUGACUCGCAGGCCGCGCCGGCGAUGCCCUUCGCGGCGGCCCGCGCGCGCUGAGCGCCCCCGCGCCAUGGCCGUCAUCAUGCGCGCGCUCACCUACAGCUGGAUCGGGCUGUCGGCGGCGGCGCCCCUCGUGUUCCUGGUGUGCGCGUGGGCGCUGGGCGUGUUCCACUCCUACCGCCGCCACUGGCGCUCCGUCGACCUGUUCCUGCUGGCGGUGUUCGUGCAGGAGCUCCUGAUGGCGCUGCAGGUGUUCGCCUUCGCGCUGCUCAGCCUGAUGCAGCCCGAGUCGGGCGCCGCGUGCGGGGCCUUCGUGUGGAGCCUGAGCGCCACGCGCGCGCUGCAGGCGGCCACGCUGGCGUCGCUGCUGGUGGACCGCGCGCUCACGUGCCAGUGGCCCUACAAGUACCGCUUCUCCGUGCGCCGCCACCAGAUCCGCUACCACCUGGCGGUGCUUGCCACCGUGGCGGCGCUGGUGGGCGUGGCGGCGCUGCUGGCGCGCCCCGCCGACGCCGCCGCCGCCUUCGAGCACUGCAGCUUCCUGCCGCACGCGCUGCACGUGCGCCUCGCGCUCUUCGUGCUCAGCGUGUACGGCGUGCUGGCGCUGGCGGGCGGCGUGAGCGCGGGCGUCGUGCAGGCGGGGCGCGGCUGCUCCGUGCCCGCGCGCGCCCACUCCGACCUGGCGCCCAUCGCCACCGCCACCGCCUCCUCCACCGCCUCCAGCGCCGCGCGCGCGCCCGCCGCUUCCUCCGCCUCCACCGCCUCCUCUACGGCGUCCUCGGCGCCCGCUGGCGCCCUGCGCGCCGCGUCCUCCGCGUCCGACCUGGUGCCGCCGCCGCCGCCGCAUCGGCCGCCGCCCGCGCUGCCGCUGCGCAGCCACAAGGGCGCGGGCGCCUCGCGGGGGAGCGGCCCGCCGCGCUCACCCGCCUCCGACUUCCGGUGGGGCACCACGCUGGCCGUGGCCGGCCUCUGCUUCCUCGUCAACCACCUGCCCUUCAUGGGCCUGACGGUGGUGGGGACGUUCCUGCCGUCGUACCUGCCGGAGUGGCCGGUGGACAACCUGUCGCUGUGGCUGUCGCUGGCGGAGGGCCUCCUGCUGCCGCUGGUGCUGGGCCUCGUCGACGCCACCUUCAGCGAGGCGGCGGGGGCGUCGUGCUCCCGGGAGAAGCCGCAGCCGCAUAAGUACGACGACGGCGACGGGCCCUUCCGCCUGUUCCCGAAGGACGAGGUGAAGUCCUUCCCCCUGACCAACGGCUCCCUCUUCUCGUCUCUCCUGAACAUGAGCGUCGACAACCCCGCCCAGAUCCUGCCGUCCUACAGGAGAGGGGGCGGAGCUGGCAUGAAGAUGGGCGUGUCCUCUCAGGAGAUCCGGGGCCUGGUGGCCGCCGGACCCCCGCCGCGAGUAAGGGACCCCUACGGACCCCCCUUCUACCCCAGGGAAGCCACGGAGUCCCUGGGGUCCGCCGCGACCAGCAGUCAGGACCCCAUCUACUCCGACCCCCUCACCAAGGUGGGCAGCGUGGGCAGCUCCCUGAAGGAGGACCACAUCUACGCGACGCUGUCGGAGACGUUCGGGUCCCUGUCGUCGCUGAGCGAGGGCUUCCUGGGCGACGACCAGCGCUGCUCGUCCGUCACCACGGUGGCCAACGACGACUUCGAGUUCCACGACCCGCGCGCCGCCACGCCGCCCGCGCCCGCCCAUUUGCCCGCCCGCGGCCUCGCCAGCGCCUGCAACCUCGCGCUGGCGGGCCGCCCCCCCGCGCAGCUGCCGCCCGAGGCCCUCCGCGACGAGGCCGACGACGCCUACGGCCUGUCGUCCGGCAGCGCCUCGUCCGCGUCACUGUCGGCGGCGUCGUCGUCCUUCCGCUCCGCCAGCUCGCAGGUCACGGCCACCGUCGACAGCAGCGACCGCGGCGAGCGCCUCGACCUCGCCAAGGCGGACGACCGCCGCCACAGCGACCCCGACGACGACGACGACGACGACGACGACGACGACGAGGACGACGGGCGGCGCGACCGCGGCGAGGGCGGCUUCUAUAACACGGGCUACGAGUGCGACACGCUGGAGAAGAAGCGCAAGGCGCUGUUCGCGGAGCCGCUGGGGCUGCGCGCGCGCGAGGGCGACGGGCGCGACGACGGCACGCUGUCGCGCAAGCACCGGUCGUCGUCGCUGUCCAUGAACGACCUGGACCGCCUGGACGACAAGGAGGAGGAGAUGAUGUUCAUCCUGCCCGUCAAGAGCGAGUCCAUGCUAAGCCUGUACCGCCUCUACCUGGCGGAGGACGAGGCGGAGGGCGCCAGCCUGCACUACUCCGUCGAGAUCUCGCGCUCUGAGGGCGACCUGUCGCUGGCGGCGGGCGUGGGCGUGGGCGUGGGCGAGGGCAAGAGCGAGGGCGCGCUGCACGAGGUAUACCAGAAGCGGCGCGCGCCCGAGGCGGGCGGCAGCCGCGUCAAGCUGCAGCACAAGAUCCAGCGCGCCAAGGGCAUGCAGCAGCGCGCCCGCCGCCCGCCCGCGCCGCCCCUGGCCGUGAGCAGCAGCGCGGGCGUGGGCGCCGGCAUGCAGGUGGCUAUCAUGGACAAGGCGCGGCGCAGGAACGGCAUCAUCACCAUCCAGGACCCGUCGGGGCUGUCGGUGGAGGAGCUGUUCCGCGUGCUGGACCGCGCCUCCGCCAAGAAGGCCGUGCCCUACGCCGCCGACCCCGCCGCGCCGCCGCCGCCGCCGCCGCCGCAGCCAGACUUCAAGAAGAUCUUCGUCAGCGAGUAUCUGUAACGUAGGGCAGCCCGGCCUUCGUCAGCGCUCCGGAGGGAGGCCCUGGUGGGCGCGUCCCUCCACCUCGUGCCGCCCGCUCCUAAACAGAGUGCCGUGAAUAUAUUGUGCUGAGGGAGGGACUGUGUUAAUGGGAGCGAAGAGUGAAGGGAGGGAACCUCCUGUAGUGAGCGGAGGGUCGAUUGGCUUGAGCAAAAGACAAUGAUUUAACUGAAUAUUCUAUAUCGGCCGAAGGAGUGUAGUGACUGCAGUUGAAAUCCUCCUCCCGAGUGCGUAAACAGACAAUAUAGCAAUUGAAGAAAAGGCGAAACAUAGAAAUAAUUACUGACGAGGUUGCAGGUCGCUGCGGGCUUUGGGAAACGUGUCUUUUGAGUCUGAAGUUUAUGUUUCUUCCUGAACUUGCGUCGCCGCGGAGAGUGCCUUGUGAAAGUGACAGGAAUUCCGACAAGGGACGGAAACAGAUUGACAAGUACAAACAAGCUAAAAAGAGAGAAACAAACAAACAAAAAAAAACUACAAAAACACAAACGAUCCAGUCACAUGCCGAGGAAAUGGACGAGACAUUUUUUCCUUCAAAAAGCUCAAAAUCACUUGGAUCAAAAUCGUAUAUAUAUGCAUAUAUAAUUAAUUAUUGAAAGGGGUCUAUCCCAGUGCCUUAUAAGGAACGAUUUAAUGGUGUAUAUAUGAGUAUGAAUAUUGUAAAUUUAGUCUCCUCAUAAAAAGAAAUAUUAAGUUUUCAGAGUUUUUUUCAAUUUCUAUUUUUUUUUCUUUAUAAAUAAAGGUGUUUAUCCCGCCGAUAUGGGGUUUCUACGAGUUUGUAAAUACAGAAUAUAUGUCUGGCUCCCGAAAACCAUUUUUGCGAGUAUGGUUAGCUCACCCCUAGUC
Messenger RNA from Penaeus indicus, 4007 nucleotides. RefSeq lists its product as uncharacterized. Lineage: Eukaryota; Metazoa; Arthropoda; Malacostraca; Decapoda; Penaeidae. The transcript is spliced from 6 exons. Bases 426 to 3125 code for a protein of 899 amino acids. The record is from RefSeq and is a predicted model, not a curated record.